Messenger RNA from Stylophora pistillata, 4819 nucleotides. Its product is annotated as serine/threonine-protein phosphatase 2A 56 kDa regulatory subunit. Gene Ontology annotation, molecular function: protein phosphatase activator activity. The record is from RefSeq and is a predicted model, not a curated record. NCBI's taxonomy places the organism in Eukaryota, Metazoa, Cnidaria, Anthozoa, Scleractinia, Pocilloporidae. Gene Ontology annotation, cellular component: cytosol; nucleus; protein phosphatase type 2A complex. Gene Ontology annotation, biological process: protein dephosphorylation; signal transduction.
UAUUGAUACCCACGGGUUCUCGACGUCGUUGGUGCAAAAUCUGUGUUUAUCUCAUCUAUGUUUACAUUGUACACUAGCUAAAUGGAUCACGAGAAUGCCAAAUAAAGGAAAGAAAGAGAAGCAGGCUUCUAAGGCCGGGGGAAGUGCGAAGCAAGCAAAUAAAGAAAACGGUGACAAUGUAAGCGAUGAGGCCAAAGCAAAGUCUCAAUCCGUUACUCAUCCUCCCAGUCAAGCGGUCAAACUGAGACAAUAUGCAAAUGGACCGUCGAUUAUGAGGAAGGAAAAGCGACAGAGUUCAUCGUCUUUUAACGUGAGCGACAAUCGGGAGAUAAUGAAAUUGCCUCCUCUGAAAGACACAGCACCAAAUGAGAGAGAACAACUCUUUGUGCAAAAACUUCAGCAGUGUUGCAUUUUGUUUGACUUUGCUAUGGAUCCACUGAGUGACCUCAAAUUCAAGGAAGUUAAAAGAGCAGCACUCAAUGAGAUUGUUGAUUUUAUCACUCACAACAAAAAUGUGAUCACAGAACCCAUUUAUCCUGAAGUAACUCGCAUGUUUGCUGUCAACACAUUCAGGACUCUACCACCUCCAUCAAAUCCAAAUGGAGCAGAGUUUGAUCCAGAAGAAGAUGAACCAAGCUUAGAAGCUGCCUGGCCACAUCUUCAAAUUGUGUAUGAAUUAUUCCUGAGGUUUCUGGAGUCUCAGGAUUUUCAGCCAGCAUUGGCCAAGAAAUUUAUUGAUCAAAAAUUUGUCAUGCAGCUUCUUGAUCUUUUUGAUAGUGAAGAUCCAAGGGAACGAGAUUUCCUUAAGACAGUUCUCCACAGAAUAUAUGGCAAGUUUCUUGGACUUAGAGCAUAUAUCAGAAAACAUAUAAAUAAUAUAUUUUACCGCAUCAUCAAUGGCUUUGCAGUUCCUCUCAAAGAGGAACAUAAGCAUUUUCUUAUGAAAGUUCUUAUGCCUCUACACAAAGUCAAAGCACUCAGUAUGUACCAUCCACAGUUGGCUUACUGCAUUGUACAAUUCUUGGAAAAGGAUCCCACUCUCACAGAACCGGUGAUUGUGUCACUUAUGAAGUUCUGGCCAAAGGUUCACAGUCCAAAAGAGGUUAUGUUUCUGAAUGAACUUGAAGAAAUUCUUGAUGUCAUUGAGCCAUCAGAAUUUGCCAAAAUCUUAGAACCUCUUUUCCGACAACUGGCAAAAUGUAUCUCCAGCCCACACUUCCAAGUUGCUGAGCGUGCGCUUUAUUACUGGAAUAACGAGUAUGUGAUGAGCUUGAUGAGUGAUAAUGCUGGUGUCAUAGUGCCAAUCAUGUUUCCAUCUCUUUACAAACACUCAAAGAACCACUGGAACAAGACAAUCCAUGGUCUCAUCUAUAAUGCUUUAAAGCUAUUUAUGGAGAUGAAUCAAAAGCUCUUUGAUGAAUGUACACAAAAAUAUAAACAAGAGAGGCAGAGGGAAAAAGAAGACCUCAAAAAGAGAGAAGAAGCAUGGCUAAAAAUUGAUGAACUAGCUCGGAAGAACCCAGAUUAUGUCAAGAUUGCCCGUCUAGCUGGUGUUGAUGAGGAGAGAGAUAGAGAGCUUGUGGACCAGGGUUGUGAAAUGGAAGGUGUAGAAGAUGAAGUGAUAGUUCUUCAGGGAGUGUCGAAAACGGAAAUUUCAUUGAAGAGACCAGAGAAUAAAAAGUUUGUACGGCGGAAAUCUGAACUUCCUCAUGACUCAUGCACUGUAAAUGCGCUAUCAGACUACAAUAGUCCAGAUGAAUACCUGGCCACAGCAGCAGAGGGGUAAAAUUUGUCCACGAGCUUUCCCUUUCCCCUUAUUCGGGUGUGGCACAGUUCAACUCUAAGGGAUUCAGAGUCUCUUAUAGUGAUUGAUUUAUGGUUACUCUUAAAAAUGUUCUUUUGUGGAAAAGAAAUAUGCUAUGAGUUGCAAAUUACUUCUAAUAGCAGUGGGCUGGUUUCCAAACUGACAGCUUGAAAUGAGAAUCUCUAAACUUUUUAACUAAGAAGGAAAUUUGUAUCAGCAACUUCAAAAAGCACAUUUCACAAUUUGUUAAUCCUACAAAGUUUCUUGUUUAAGGGUCACGUUUCAGUGAAUAAAAAUUAAUGUUAAACUUGGAAAAAGAAAACCCAGACAUUUUUAUUGUUUGGUUAAAAGGCAUCCUCAUUCUUACAAGGGAUUGUAUGUGCAACUAAUUAUCAACAUCUCAUGCCCUGAUUUAAUAUCCUGACUUCCAAAUAUACUGAUCUUGUUGGUGCAAGCCAUCAUGAACUUGCCAAAAAAACUCAAAACUUCAGAACUUUUUAAGGCCGUUAAAUUCAACAUAGUAUCAGCAUCGACCGCUAGUUUUGAACUUGAAGAUUUUGUAUACAUCUAAAUGUAAAUUGAUUGUUUCAAUGUCGCACUUUAUGGCAUUCAAUACGCUUUAAUUUGCUUUAAUUCUAUUUAAUGUUUAGCUGUAUUUGAUUUUAAUUAAGUAGUAUUUUAGUGUACACGACCCCACAAACUUUUAGCUUUCAUACAUAUUGUGUAUAAAUAAAGAUAACCAACCAACCAACCAACCAAGUCAGAAGGGAAGGGGGGCAGCUUAUCAAUUGCUGGGACUUCCAGAGAUGUGGCUUUUUGGAGAGGGGGGGUCCUUUUAGAGAUGCAAAUUUUACUGUUUAGAGGAGGGACUUAUUUUGGAUAGGGGGUGUGUCUAAGGGGGGUUUGGAUUGAAGGGUUCUGAUAAAAACCUACUGAGCACUCAGAUUAAAGUUAAUAAUUUUCAUCUGAAUUGUUACCCAGAUUUGAAUAUUGUAUACAGAAUGCAUUUCUUGACCUGCAAUGUUUUAACAUGAACUAUUAGUGGCUUUAAAAUAUCAGUGUAUUACAUGCUGAAAUGCUACAUAGCUCAAACAAAUGGCAACGACUCCACUAUUUUUUAGUUUUUUUUCUUUUUUGGGGGGGAGGGGGAGGGAGGGGCUACUUAGUAGUACAUUCCCUGAGUUAGUUUCCUGCCACAGUUUGACGACUGUGUUCUUGUGUAGCUGUUUCUUCUUUGAGAGCGUUACAGUUGACAAUUGUUAUUUAUUAUUUUUAUCCACAAAAAGUUAACCAAAAGUUAAGAUUUUAUUUUACCAAAUGUAGAUUAUAGGAUUAUUUUUAAGAUGGCUGUUAACUUGAAACCAGGUUUACUGUGAAAGCUUUAUUAAUCAUUUUUUUUUUAUUUCCCUUCUAAAUAUAUAUUUCAUACAUUUUAACCAUUCUUUUUCGUAAUUCAAGUCUUACUGACAAGUGGACUAGCAGUAGUUUUGUUUGAGAAGUGUCUAUUUGGCUGUAUGGCCACUUUAAGCAAACAGUAAAGCUUGUAAAGGGUUUUGCUUUCAAAGAAACACCUCUCUUCAAUGAAUUCAGUAAAGCUUUUUCAGUAAAGUUGGUUAACCAUUAUUUUGUUAUUGGGUUGCAGGUCUUAAAUUUUUUAUAUGCUAUGUUUUUGAUUUUUGUGUUAGUGAUCAAAUAGGGUUUUUUUUUUUUUAAUCUCUUUCCCCCCUAUGAGUGAUGGGAUUUCACCUCACAAUAUCACUUCAUUUUCAAGGAGAAAAGCAACAUGAAAAAAGAGUGAGAUCACUUUGGAAAUCUUCUCUGCUUUAUUCCCAGAGCUCAGUUGUAAGUAGUGUGUAAUGCAGCACUGACUGUGAAUUGAUUUUCACAUCUUGGGAGUGAAAGGGUUAAGGGGGCAAUGCACUUAGUUUUGAGUCAUUUUUGUUGAACGUAUCAAUCUACCAUAAAAUAUUAAAAUGUAAGCAUAGCAAGAAAGAAAAACACCAAAAUGUAGAGAUUCAGCUUUAAAAGGAUUAAAGCUGACAAGAGACGGAGAAGAUUGAUACAGAUUAAAAAAUGUUUGACUUGUGAAAGUUGGGCAGAUCUUGUCAUAGUUCUUUUAACAAUGCAGUGGAAAAAGCAGCUGAGAUGUGUUUAUAGCUGUCAAUAUUAUUGGAUGAAAUGCAAGGAAAUUGAGUUUCAAAAUCUACUGGGCUUAAGAUAUGGGGAAAUUCAGCCCAAAUCGAUCCCCAUGUUUAUCAUUUCAAUCUAUGACAGUCAUCUCCAUUUCCAGGCACUCAUGUAUCUUUUAGGUUUGUGCUAUCUCAUUCAUAUUUUUCUGUCUCAAAAAACUGAUAUUUUGUGGUCCCACAGGAAAUGAAGAUAGUUUUUCAUCGCUGAAAAAACAAAAGGAACACAAUUCUAAUUAUCUUAACAAAUCUCCCUCAUGACACAAUGUGUCUAACUGAAUAGGUGGGGUUGGUGGGGACAUGGGUUACUGAAGUACUGGUUAGUAUCAUUCAAUCUACCUGUUCAUGGCUUAAAAACAUUGGUGCUUAUGAUCUGUAAUAUCUUGUCAAUACAAUGGAACCUCGAUUUAAUGAAGUGCUAAGGGACUGGGGAAAUGGGGUUGUUGUAUCAAGGGUUCAUUAUAUUGAGGUUCUGUGGCAUACAUUCUACUGUAACUUUAGCUCGGCUGAAACGGAAGUAUCGUUCGUUAUACCGAGGACUUCGUUAUUAUAGAGGUUUGUUAAAUUGAGGUUCCACUGCACUGGAACAUUUAUGGUUACGUAGGGAUGUUUUUUUAAUGAAUUCUGCAAUGGUGCGUGGGAAAGAAUUUUUUCACGCAAUGGGGAACACUAAGGAAAGUAGUUUUUAAUGAUAUUGAUGUAAGGAUCAGGCAUGCCUAAUGGUAGCUACAUGGAAGUUUUAGUCAAACUAACAUAAAAAGUGAAAAAUGAAUUAUUAAAAACUAGAUCAUUGGAUAAUGCAAUCCAAGACUUGUUAUUGGCUUAGCCA